This is a messenger RNA of Spodoptera exigua (beet armyworm), 531 nucleotides long. The record is from the annotation of a GenBank genome assembly. NCBI's taxonomy places the organism in Eukaryota, Metazoa, Arthropoda, Insecta, Lepidoptera, Noctuidae.
AUGAUGAUGAUGAUGAUGAUGAUGAACGCACGAAUGCAGCAGGACGACCUCGAGCAGGGUCAAAUAGCGGGACAGCGUGAAGCGUAUUCCGGUCGCCUUCUCCACAAUCACGAUCACAACCACCCUGUCAAGAGUAAACCAAUUAAGAAGAAGAAUAUUAUGGGACAUUUACUUUCCCCAAGAAAUCAGAAGGUUCACCUCGCUCAGUGCGCCAGAUCAAACUGCACACACCGUGAGCAGCAUAUGCAGCCGCAGUAUAGCGUGCAGUCUCCGACUGCCGUGAAUUGCAUGGAUGCAUGGAUACAUGGAUGCAUGGGUGCAGACGUUGGACGCAUGGAUGUGUUGUCACAUGGAUGCAUGAACGCAUUGAUGCAUGGUGCAUCAAAUACAGUCUGCAAAUGUAUUCUGCGGACGAGCUGCGUCACCAGCGCGCUGGAGACAUGCGGAGGUCUGGUUAAACAGCGCCAGCCCUUUGACACCAGCGCACUGAACCUUCAACCUCCUCAGAAAUGUAGCAACAUUCUCAUCUAG